Messenger RNA from Protopolystoma xenopodis, 213 nucleotides. NCBI's taxonomy places the organism in Eukaryota, Metazoa, Platyhelminthes, Monogenea, Polystomatidea, Polystomatidae. The record is from the annotation of a GenBank genome assembly.
AUGCAACACCAGCGGAGCGACUCACCGGCAUUGUCACCACAUAAAGCCUCUCCUUUGAACCAACCAAAACGUGGCACUAAAAGUAGACAAGAGUAUUUCAAGUCGGAAACUAGCUCGACCGUGGACAGUGCCACAUUGCUCCCCUUGCGCCGUCGUUACCCUGCGACCGAAUGCUGCCUUCUUGCACUAACACCACACCUCAGCAUCGUCUGA